Aegilops tauschii subsp. strangulata is the source of this 517-nucleotide messenger RNA. Its product is annotated as dehydrin DHN3-like. Gene Ontology annotation, cellular component: cytosol. NCBI's taxonomy places the organism in Eukaryota, Viridiplantae, Streptophyta, Magnoliopsida, Poales, Poaceae. Gene Ontology annotation, biological process: response to water deprivation; cold acclimation; response to abscisic acid. The record is from RefSeq and is a predicted model, not a curated record.
CCAACCACCUGCUUCACACAACCAAGAGAAGACAAGUAAACAGCAACACUAGUAGAUUUCGAGUGACAAGUUCAACGCAAGAUGGAGCACCAGGGACACGGCACCGGCGAGAAGAAGGGCAUCAUGGAGAACAUCAAGGAAAAGCUCCCCGGUGGCCAAGGUGACCACCAGCAGACCGCUGGCCCCCACGCGCAGCAGGGACACACUGGAAUGACCGGCACGGAGAUGCAUGACACCACGGCCACCGGCGGCACCCAUGGGCAGCAGGGGCAUACCGGAACGACUGGCACUGGGGCACACGGCACCGGCGAGAAGAAGAGUCUCAUGGACAAGGUGAAGGAGAAGCUGCCUGGACAGCACUAAGCUCGGUCUGCCCACGGCCGCCACCUUUGAAGAAUAAUACUCCACCGUAUAUGAAUUAUGAACUGAUCGAGUCUAGUUCACCUAGCUCACUUGGUCGUUGGAGGAGCGAAUGUAUCUUUGGAUUAAGUUUUCACGGACAUGUGUUUGCAGUUUA